Molecule: messenger RNA, 2376 nt
Organism: Ustilaginoidea virens
Lineage: Eukaryota; Fungi; Ascomycota; Sordariomycetes; Hypocreales; Clavicipitaceae
Exons: 2
Coding region: 1-2376 (791 amino acids)
Biological process (GO): protein quality control for misfolded or incompletely synthesized proteins; carbohydrate metabolic process; protein deglycosylation
Cellular component (GO): nucleus; cytosol
Molecular function (GO): peptide-N4-(N-acetyl-beta-glucosaminyl)asparagine amidase activity; carbohydrate binding
Source: RefSeq, a predicted model, not a curated record
AUGGUUCAAGCCUAUACUGCCGGCUGGCGUUCAGCCUGGUUGCUUACCCUUCUCUCUGUCGGCACCACAGCCAAAGACGCCCAGCUCGAUCCUCUGCAAUACGUUGACCUUCUCAUUGGGUCCACCAACGGCGGCAAUGUUUUCCCUGGCGCAUCCCUCCCCUACGGCAUGGCCAAGGCCGUCGCCGACACCAACAGCGGCAGCAACCAAGGCGGCUUCACCCUCGACAACUCCCCCGUCACCGGCUUCAGCGUGCUUCACGAUUCAGGAACCGGCGGAUCGCCCUCCCUGGGCAACUUUCCGCUUUUCCCCUACAACGGCUGCCCCGGCGACGACGUCGACAACUGUGCCUUUCCCAAGAAGACCCGUGCCAAUUUUGGAAAGUUUUCCAACGAAUCUGUAAAGGCCGAACCGGGCUAUUUCGGCAUCACGCUCCAGUCCGGGCCCCAGGUGGAAAUGACAACCACCCAGCACACGGCCUUGUUCCGGUUCCAGUUCAAGGGCGCCGGCGCCGGCGCUAAGCCCCUCAUUCUGCAGGACCUUAGCGACUUGUCUGAUUCGCGCCAGGACAACGGCACCGUCAAAGUUGAUCCCCAGACUGGCCGCAUCACCGGCAACGCAGUCUUUGUCUCGAGCUUCAGCCAGGGCUCUUACAAGCCCUAUUUCUGCACAGACUUUCACGGCGCUGAUAUCGCCGACAGCGGCAUCUUUGUGGAUAGCCGCGCCAGCACUCAGGUUCACGACCUGACCAUCUCGCGCUCCAUCAAUGGCUACCCCUUGCCCGGAGGAGCCUUUGUGCGCUUCGCCAAUGCUGACAAGCCUGUGUACGCGCGCGUCGGUGUCAGCUUCAUCAGCGUCGAGCAGGCCUGUGCAAGUGCCGAGCGUGAGAUGCCCAACUUUGACUUUUCCAAGCACCAGCGCGAUGCGGAAGCGGCAUGGAGGCAGAAAUUGAGCCCCAUUACCGUCAACACCGAGGGAGUCGAUGUAGGCUUCGUCAAGAGCUUCUACUCGGGCAUCUACCGCACAAUGAUCAACCCGCAAAACUACACCGGUGAGAACCCGUUGUGGAGCGACGGAGAGCCGUAUUUCGACUCGUUUUACUGCAUCUGGGACUUGUUUCGCUCGCAGCUCCCCUUCUUGACCAUAUUGGAUCCCGAAGCUGUCGCGCAAAUGGUUCGCUCACUCAUCUCCACCUACGAGCAUGAUGGGUGGCUGCCCGACUGUCGAAUGAGCUUGAACAGGGGCUACACCCAGGGAGGUUCCAAUGCCGACGUCGUCCUGGCAGACGUCUUCCAGAAGGGUAUCAAGGGCGGCAUAGACUGGACCAAGGGCUACCAAGCAGUCAAGAAGGAUGCCGAGGUGGAACCCUAUGACUGGUGCUGCCGCGGUCGCGGAGGCAUCGACUCGUGGAACCGACUAGGUUACGUGCCUGUGCAGGAUUUCGACUACAAGGGCUUCGGGACUAUGACGCGAUCCGUCAGUCGGACUGUCGAGUACGCCUACAACGAUUUCUGCAUCGCGCAAAUGGCAAAGGGGCUCGGCAGUAAGGCCGAGGAGGAAAAGUACAUUGCCAGCAGCGGCAACUGGCGUAAUCUGUACAAAGCCGACCAGGUUUCCAAACGACCCAAUGGCGUGGAUACGGGAUUCAAGGGUUUCUUGCAGCCGCGAUACUUGAACAAGACGUGGGGAUAUCAGGAUCCCUGGAAGUGCACUAGAGAUGACAAUUCCGUGUGCUCGCUCCAGAACAGUGGCCUGGAAACGUUUGAAACUAGUAUCUGGGAGACCAGCUUCUUCGUGCCCCACGAUCAGGCCCAACUCAUCUCCCUCAACGGCGGCCCUUCCUCCUUUGUCUCCCGCCUCAACUACUUGCACGACCAGUCCAUGACCAACAUUGGCAAUGAGCCCUGCUUCCUCACUGUUUUCCAAUAUCACUACGCCGGCCGUCCCGCCGAGUCGGCCCGCCGCUCUCACUUUUACAUUCCUCAGUACUUCUCCCCCACGCCAGCGGGUCUGCCCGGAAACGACGACAGCGGCACCAUGGGAGCCUUUGUGGCAUUCUCCAUGAUGGGCCUUUUCCCCAACGCCGGCCAAAACGUCUAUCUCAUCACCCCGCCGUACUUUGAGAGCGUCAAGAUCAAGCAUCCUCUUACCGGCAAGACGGCCACCAUUCGAAACGUCAACUUUGAUCCCACGUACAAGAACAUUUAUAUCCAAGAGGCGACAUUGAAUGGACAGCCGUAUACGAAAAACUGGAUUGAUCAUUCGUUCUUUACCGAGGGCAAGGAGCUUGUUCUCACGCUGGGAGGCAAGGAGAGCGCCUGGGGAACAGCGGCGAAGGACCUUCCGCCGAGCUUGAGUCGAAACGAGGGACUUUGA